Molecule: messenger RNA, 1384 nt
Organism: Glossina fuscipes
Lineage: Eukaryota; Metazoa; Arthropoda; Insecta; Diptera; Glossinidae
Gene: EndoG
Product: endonuclease G, mitochondrial
Exons: 1
Coding region: 204-1160 (318 amino acids)
Biological process (GO): apoptotic DNA fragmentation
Cellular component (GO): nucleus; mitochondrial inner membrane
Molecular function (GO): RNA endonuclease activity; nucleic acid binding; single-stranded DNA endonuclease activity
Source: RefSeq, a predicted model, not a curated record
UUACAAUAUAAGAAUGCCUGCAAUUCUCUAAUGCUGCCAGGUAAUCCUCCUAAUGUUUUGAAAAAGCUAUCGAUAACUAGAAUAUCUGUCAAUGUUGUGAUGUCGUUUGUCUAUGAUUACCAGUAAUAAUAAAGAAGAGAAAAGAUUGUUUUUAAAUGUUUAUUUCUUUAAAAUAAUGUAAUUUAUAUAAUAUAACAAAUAUCAUGAGUAAAAAAUGGUUAUCUUCUAUGCUAACGAUUGGUUCGGUAGCUUUAAGUUCGUAUUAUUAUGGUGCUUACCGUGAAAAGCAAAAAUUGCUGGGAAAUGGGCGCUUGGACAGCAAGCAACAAUUGGAACUCUUGCAUAAGCACAUUUCAAAACCCGCUUUUCCUUUAUUUGCUACGGUAUCAGCUGCAGAACUUGCGGUAAUGCCUGAAGUUAAUUUAACGGCCACUCCAUUGAGAAUUUCACAAAUUAUGAAAUACGGUUUCCCAAGCUUAGAUAACGUUCGUUCUUAUUCUGACUUUGUAUUAAGUUACGAUCGCCGGAAUCGUGUACCUAAUUGGGUAUUUGAGCAUCUAACACCGUUAUCAGUAGCCAAAAAUGAAGAAGUCGAUCGAGCGAAGUGCGAUUUUAAAGCAGAUGAGAGUAUACAUCCCUAUUUUCGUUCUCAAAAUUCCGAUUAUUUUCGUUCCGGGUUUGAUCGUGGCCACAUGGCCGCAGCUGGGAAUCAUCGGCUUCAUCAAAAACACUGUGAAGAUACGUUUUUUCUUACCAAUAUGGCGCCGCAAGUCGGUCAAGGCUUUAAUCGUGACGCUUGGAAUCGUUUAGAAAUGUACGUACGCAAGCUAACAAAGAUCUAUCCUAAUAUUUAUGUAUGCACCGGCCCUCUAUAUCUACCACAUCGAGAAGACGAUGGUAAAAACUAUAUCAAAUAUCAAGUGAUAGGCACAAACAAUGUGGCUGUGCCAACACAUUUUUACAAAGUCGUAGUGGCUGAGUCUACGGACGGGCAACUGGAUAUGGAAGCUUACAUAAUGCCUAACCAAGUGAUAAGUGAUGACACGCCUUUGCAAAUAUUUCAGGUACCUCCUGAAUCUAUAGAGCGAGCAGCUGGUUUAUUGUUCUUCGACAAAGUGAAUAAAAAACAACUGGUGAAAAUAAAUGGUAAAAAAGUGUAGUUCUUCAAAAUUGAUUAAAUGCUCUAAAUCUUUAGUGCAAUAUUAAAUCUUGUUAAUUUGGGGAUUGAGUUUUACGUUUUUAUUAUUUAUAAUUAUUUCUUGUUUUAUUUUUAAAUAAAAUUAACUGCAAACGUACCGUAUUGCGAUGCCCACCGCUUGAUACGAACAAGUUAACAACAUUUUUAUCGGCUAAGGCCCACUACAAUUCAGAAAUAAGGAAAAAC